Molecule: messenger RNA, 12064 nt
Organism: Columba livia (rock pigeon)
Lineage: Eukaryota; Metazoa; Chordata; Aves; Columbiformes; Columbidae
Gene: ZNF518B
Product: zinc finger protein 518B
Exons: 3
Coding region: 662-3931 (1089 amino acids)
Biological process (GO): positive regulation of transcription by RNA polymerase II
Cellular component (GO): nucleus
Source: RefSeq, a predicted model, not a curated record
CGGGCCAGCGCCGCGGUUGCCGGCUGCCCGCCAUCCAGUCUGCCCUGCCCGCCAGCCCGGGUGGGCGGGGGUCCGAGCAGCGAGCCAGGGCUGCGGGCCGCGCGGUGCUGCCCCCUGCGGGCCGGCAGCGGCGCGGGCGGAGCCACCGGGCCGGCGGCGGGUGGAGGCUGCGCGGCCUGCGGAGGGGCCGCCACCCGGCGCGGCAGCGGCGCUCGGCCUCCGGGACACGGUCCUGAGGAGGGAAGGAGGGAAGGAAGGAGGGAGGCCGCGCGUCGCCGGAGAGGCGGCAGCACUCGCGCGUGGGUGGCUGGAUGCCCAAGGAAAUGGGGUUUGUUGGUGCGGGUGGCGGGCGCUGCUGUCUCGUGGACGCCAUCGGGCUGCUCGACCCGUCUGGACUGCGGGGCUGUUGUCCAGGUUUGUCAUCUUGGUCUUCUUCCCGAGGAAAAGAAGCUUUCGGUGCUACAAGUUGAUUGAAUAAUAUUAAGCACAUGGAGUAUAAUAUGGAUGCAGUUCCUUGAGCACCGUUUCUUCCAGAGUAUAUCUUCUGAAGACUGUUGGCCUGAGUGAUUGAUAAGCACCAUACACAAGACUAAUACCAAGAACAGAUUUCGUCUGUUGCUUCUGUGGUUGGCAGAACUGAUGCAGAGUCACGUCUUCUGAAAUGCAGUUGAAAAAAAUGAGGGAAAUUUUACCAACGUUGUACCCUGGCCAAGUUAAUGAUAAAAAUAAUUCCUUAACAACAUCCCCGAAGCAAUCUUCUGAGGAUAAACCAAAUCCAUCAAAAGGGGAUGAUGACCAAAACUGCUGUUACCAAGGGACUGAGGCUGAGAAUAGUAAGUUGACACUGAUAAGCUGUAUAAAAUGCAGAAGUGUUCAGAAAAUUUCAAUGCAAGAUAUAGAAAAGCAUAAGAAUCUUGGGUGGACUGAAGACAAAAAUUUUAUCUGCAAGAAGUGUAGUCAUAUUACAUCACCAGCUUUCCAGUUUGUUCCUGAGGGUGCCAGUGCUGUAGACUUUGAAAAACGUGGAAAAAAAUCCCCAAGUAAAACCCAGAAAACAUUUAAAGUUAAAAACUUUCUGCCAGGUAAAUACUACUGUGAUAAAUGUAGAUUUUCUACAAAGGAUCCUUUGCAGUAUAAAAAGCAUGUAGGUCAACAUGAAGAAAUUAAAUUUAUUUGUUCCCACUGUAGUUAUAUAUCCUACACAAAAGGAGAAUUCCAGAGACAUUUGGUGAAACAUACUGGAACUUUUCCGUAUCAGUGUGAAUACUGUGAAUAUGGUGCUGUUAGACAUGACUAUAUAGUGAAACACACAAGAAGAGUACAUGAAACACCCACAAAACGGCUGUCAAAUACUACCACAAACCACAAACAAAAGAAGUCUUGCUUGCCGAGUCAAAGCACUUUAUUUGAAAAGCAGAAAUAUGAUAAAAUUCCUUAUCAGAAUAAACUUUCAAGUUCUUCAAAUAUGGUUUGUGAGAUUCCAGAUAAAGUAGCUAAGCCAGUCUCUUUGUCUCAUGAUGUAGAAUGUAACGUAAAUACAGCAUCAGUCCAGGAUAAAACGAUAUUGCAGCCGUCUGAAAUAAGUGUAUGUGAGAAUCAAAGUGUGGAAGUUGAGGUUUAUUCACCAAAAACGGAGCCUUUACAACCUGGGAUGCCUUUAACAGUAAUUGCACCGUCUGAACUUGUAGUUCCUUCUAACUGUUUAGCUCAGAUAGUAGAGAUUAAAAUAGUGAAUGGAGCACAACAGCUGGUUCUCAAAUUAAUUCCUGUGAAAGAAGCAACUUACAAACCUGCAAAUGGUGCUGAAGAGGAGCUUGAGAAUCAACGUAUAGAACAAUUUGUGGAAGGAAAAAAGACAUCUUCUGUGUCUCAAAAUGAGUUGCUAACCAUGGAAGUGAAUGUAGACAAAUUAUCCAGUGUUAGUAACCAGUGUAAUGUGGAUGGUAUGUAUGACAAGAAUUCUGAAUGUCUUUGUUCUUCUGAUUCUCAGCUCUCGGACUGUAACUCUGUAUCUAUACAGAGGGAUGAUGCGUCAAAAUUAUGCUUUCAUUUGGUGAAAGGUAUUGAUGUCCGUUCAGGUGUUAUAGAACUUUGUUCUCAAUCUCUGGUGAUGAAUAGUACUGAAAAAAAAAGUGAUCUGAAAUCCUCAAGGUGUGAAGUAGAUGGAAAAAAUAGCUUGCAUUAUGACUUACAUCAUUAUGAAGAAGCUGUGGAUAUACCCCCUCCAAAAUAUGCUGCUAUUUCCGAAGAUAUAAGUUCCAAGAACAUUUCAGUAGAGGCUGCUCAGGAGGGCAAAAAUUCCCCUUCUGCUGCAGUCCUUAAACAAAAGGAUACAUUGCCUCUAAAGAGGGAUGCUAAAGAAUGUAGGAGCCUGCCAGUUAGCUCUACAGAAACGCAUUCAGUUGGUAAGAGUUUUGAUAAAAAAUCUGUUACAUCUUCUGAAGCAGGAAAAAACUUUAAUGUCACCAAAACUCCACCUUGCGAGGCCACGACUUUUGACUUCAGCAAAGUAAAGAGAGCUGAAACCGUAAGUCAAAAGAAUAAUCAUCUUCUGGAUUCAUUAGAACUACAGAAGAUGGAAAAUAAAGGCAACCCCUUUGAGGGACCUAUUAUUUCAUCUGUAUUUUCUCUUAGCUCUGGGGCUGAAAAUGUUCCAGAGGGUGUCAGAUGGGAUGACACAACUUGCAGUAAGAAGACAGCGACGUUGCUGUGUAGAAAGAUUGCUCAGCUCAUGUCUGCUGCUGAAUCCAACAUGAAAUCCAUGCCUUUGAGAUGUCACGCUUCGAGUAAAAAGGUGCUUUACCCUCAAGAAAAUUCAGCAAGCUGUGAGAGGGUCGUUUAUGCCGCAGAAGUGGAGCAGCCUGAAUCCUUGUCUCAAGUGCAUGGUGAAAACUGUGUGAUUAGUAGUGAAGAACAUAGUGAAGAGCAGCUGCUUACAUUUGCAAGAACAUCUAAAAGCAGGGUAACUAAAAAUGCCCAUGUUGCUACUCCAGUGUUCAUCCCCAAAGGGACAGUACUGAGAGUGCUGAAUGCUACUAGCAGUCAAAACUCAAAUGGACUAGAAAACAGGAGUGAAACACCAGCUCCUUCUGUGUAUUGCAAUGAAAUGUUUCUGCCUCGCCCAGUUCCUGUGAGUGUUUCUGAGACACUUGGCAGUAAUUUGCCGUGUUUGCAUGAUCAGAGCGAACUGACUGCACAGCCCCGAGUUAUAUCACUCAGGCAAAGACCAAAGCGAGAGGCAAGUGUUAAAAAUAAUACCAAACAAACUGGUGUACUGUUUCAGAAAAGCAGUAGUGUGAGUAAGCAAAGCAAACCUUAUUCAAAAAGUCAACCAGGUCCCAAAAAAAAGGUGAAACGAGUGGGUACCAGGGAACUUCCUAAGAGGAAAGCAAGGACUCGGUCAGACACCAGUUCAAGUUCUGACAUGUCCUAUCUGUUGACAGCAAGACGUCUUCGACUUGUCCCUCUGAGAAUGAACCAGCUGAUAAAGUGCCCUCGUCGUAACCAGCCAGUUGUGGUACUAAACCAUCCCGAUGUUGACUCACCAGAAAUAAUUAAUGUCAUGAAGACUAUUAACAAGUAUAAAGGUCAAGUCCUGAAAGUAGUUCUAUCAGAAAGGACAAGUAGGUGUCUUGGUGCCAGACGUUAUCGAAACCGUCUUACUCUUCAAAAUGGUGAGACAGGAAGUCAAGUGAAAAAGGAGAAUAUGCUAAAAAUGAAACUAAAAAAGACCCAUAAAAACAACUACCAGGUGGUGGAAACUUCAUCAGCUGAAACACUUCAGUGUAUGUUUAAGUGUUGGUUUUGUGGAAGAGUAUAUAUGGACCAAGAAGAAUGGGAGAAAGCAGCAGGCUGCUUCAGGGAAAAGGGGAGCAUGUCUAAGCCCUGGGAAUGCAGUAUGACCUGUAAAAGUUUGUGGUGGCAAGUGUGAUAAGAGAUUUUGAAAAGAUGAAGCAACUAUAAGUCAUGACGAACUUCAUGCUGUCGAAAGUUACCCUUCAGUAGCAGUACAUAAUACUUUACACUGCAAGUUUCUUUGUACCUUUUUAAAUGUACCUUUUUUCUUAUUGAGUUAAUGGAGAAAGUUGCUAUGAAAUCCCUUUGGAGUAUGGAACAAGAAAGGUCUCAGCAGGGUUUUACUUUCAUUCUCUGCUGUUCAAAACAAUGAUAUCAUCCAGGCCCGUUCUGAAAAUUAUAAAGGUGUGGUUUGAGAGUCCUGAAUUGAUCAAACAGCAAUGGAAAGCUAUCCAAGGUAUUUAUCCUCUUACGUCCUGGUGGGAGUCGCUUAGUCUUGCCAUUCUGCUGGUUAACAGUUUUAACUAGUUCUCUUAGCUGUGUGUAGCUUGUAAACUCUAAUCAUGCCACUAAAUUGUCACCACACCACUGUUGCUCCUCCUGAGCCAUUCUUGACUCACUGGUAUUAAAUCUCUAGAGCUGUACACAGUGAUGCAAGUUUGCUGUGACAUUAAUACUUAUCCUGUAUCUACAUUAUAUCACAUUUACCAAAAGCAUCGAAAUUCGUUGUGUGUGUGGUGGUAUCUCAUGGUAGUCUCUGUCACCUCCACCUGAUUCACACCUAGUUGAUAACAAGAAUCUGAUUAAAUCGGUGAUUUGGUGUAACUGCUCCUGUAUUAUUUUAAGAUGAAAACUAUUUGAUCUCAAACCCAGUGUGCUAAUUUUUGAAGGUUUAUUUUGUUAACUUAUAUACAUUUUUCCACUUUGCCUUUUGGUCUUUGCCUUAUGUUCAAGGUCACUAUUGCUACUAGAAGACUAGGCAAAGCUUGUUUGUAUUUUAUGUCAUAUGAAAGUAAUCCUGACUUUUUUUAAUUCUAAAUUUAUUCUUUAUCAGCACCAGUUUUUUGUUGUUGUUGUUGUCUAAUGUUUGUUAAUGGUUGGAAAGUUUAAAAGUCUUACUGUAGUUGUUAUUAUGCUUUGGAACGUUAACUUCGCUUCACUUGGCUAACGUCAUAUUACAUUCAUCACUGUACCUAUUAGCUGUAGCUUUUCGGUAAUGGGGCAAAAAUGUCUCAGUUGUUACUUAGAUUUUUUUUUUUUUUUCCAUAUUUUAUUUCAUCCUGUACUCCUAUUUGAGUUAGUGGGAUUUAAAAUAUUGACCUCUGAGUUUCUUCAUGGCUGCUAGAACAUGAAAUUGACUUGGACAUUGUACCACCGAUGAUUCAGAACUCUGUCUUUGGCCUUUCUAAUGGAACCUCGCAGUUUGUUAGGUGUAAAGUCACCUAAGGACUUAAAGAUGAAGAAAAUUCAGUACUGCAGAAUUGUUCAUUUCCCUUCAAUGUCUGAAGAGACUCAAACUGAUCUCUGCUGUCCUAGGAAUGUCCUGCCUCCUGGUUUCCAGACUGUUCUGGGAGACGGGAAUAGGGUCUCAAGGAUUGCUCAUGAAAGCUGUAGUUAUUAGUUGCCUUGGGGUGGUGGUGGGACUCUGGACUGUGUCACAUAUCCUCAGGGAGACCAGUUUGUCCUUGAACUGUCAUUCAAGCCGUGGACAAGAUGUUUACCUUGUAGACAUCUCUCAGUUGAAUGUACUAGCAUCCCCUGACGGGUGUUCACUGUGCCCGUUUUCCUGGUGGCAACUUUUGAUGUGACACUGUCAGUGGGAGUGCUCCCUCAUCUACUCUUAAUGAGUCAGACCAGUUUAACGGCUGAUGAAGGUACUUGGAUCUGAUCCAUUUGUCUCACUUGGAAAUGAACUGAGUUGAAUUGAUGUGACUUGUAUGACCAACAAUUUGAAAAUAAAAGUAGCAGCAAAUAGUGAUAAGGAGUGGUGAGGAUGGAGAAAAGAUCUCUGGCCACAACAGUGAGAUCCAGAGGUAUGUGUUGGGCCACGCUCUAAGCUUCUAUGUAAAACACACACUGAGCUGAAGAGGAGUCAACUCCUGCCUUUUAGUUACUACGUUGUGAGUUGAGUCCACUACUGCAGACGUACUAAAAGCUUGGAUUUUGUGUGUGACAGAUCUAGUUUUGCAAUGGUGAUAAGAAAAAUACUUAAUUUUUGUGUCACGAUCAGCUUUAAAUGUGAGCAAGUUUUUUUUGAUUUUUUUUAGUUUUCAAAAGAACUGUUUAUAUGAAAAGCAGCAGCAUUACAGGUAUCUCUGAAUCUUUAAUACUGAAACUGACUGGGAAGGCAACAGCCAAGUAAAGGGUGCUCAGAACAGCAGUUUUGAAUGUAAAUGCCUAAAUUUCUCGUGUGUCCUAUUGGGGGUCUGGUCUUUAUAGCUUUAUGUGAUUUGGCCUUUAGUGAGCCUAGUGUAGUAUAUGAAAUAUGUAUGUGGAUAUGAACAUCUGUGGCUAAAUUGCUAGUGAAAGAUACAGCUCUACUAACAGUUAAUGUGCUUUUUUUGUCAUGUUGACGUAGAAGUGACAAUUUUUAAAAAUAGAUAUAUGGUGAUCAAUGCAUUUUUCCCAUCUUAUGGCUUUUAAGGGCUAUAUGAGAGCUAAUGAUGCCCUCAGAAAAGCUGAAUUAAAUACAUUUUAAAAAUUGUUAAUAAAAAGUCUUUUUUGGAUCAUACAAAGUGUUAACACCUUGUAAACUGCGUAUGAAAAAUCAAGAGUUGCAAUAGGAUAGUGAAAACUAUGAAUAAUGAUGUGUAAGAAAAAAAUAAGUUUUUAAUGGAUGGAAAAAGAUUAAUCCAGAAGUGAAACAUGCUGCAGAAAAUCAGUAAGAUUGAAACUUUGAAUAAAAUGAACAAGUGGGUAGAAAUAUUAAUAGGUCCGCACCUGUUUGUUGUUUAAGUUGUUUUCUCUUUAGCGUGUGAAGAAGAAAUAAUCAGCUAAUGUAGACAAAGCAGCUGGCCUGUCUGCAUUGCAUACUGCAAAAUGUGGUGAAACAAAGGGAGGGACAAUGGAGAGCACACUGGAAAGCAAUUUAACAAGCAUUGGAAAAUUAUAGGCAGCAAUUUUUCUGUAACUCACAGCCUUGCAAAUUGUUGUCACCCUCCUGAGAAAAGAACUUUAAGCAAGGUGCAGAAGUUGAGGUGACAGUUUUUGGGGAAUCCUUUCAGAGUGCCUGAGAUGGAAGUAGUUCUGCUGAGCGAGGUUAGUGCCAUUGAUUGUUCAUUAUUGCAUAUGUUUUGUGCCCAGUUUAGCGUUAAUUUUAUUUUCGCGUCUGCUACUGAGAAGAAUGCACAGAAGCGAGAUGCCGUUAUUUCUUUCGGCGGCUCCCUGGUACAUCACUGACUAGUAAAGCGAGUCUGAGAUUUUUCUGUUGUAGUUCAUCUAUGGGAGGAUUUCUGACUUAAAGAGAAACAAUACUCAACAUUAAAAAAGAAGGUUUAAGGUAACAUGUCAUGAUUACAGAUUUGGCCUGGUAGAGCCAGGUCUUAGAUACGCUGUUAUUAACCAGGUGCUUGAAAUCCCUAUUCUGGAAUUGUAACUUUAUGACUUGACUGUUGUCAGUUCAGACCCACUGUUUAACAUACGUACUUUCUGUGCAGAAGUUGAAACAAGCAAAAAAGUCCUAAAUUUUGAUAUUUCCUGAGAUGGGAGGGAUUGUGUUCUCCUUCCUUUUAGUUCAGUAAAAAUUGUCCAGAUGAAUUUUUCAGGUGAUUUUCUAGUUGCCUUAAUUGUGAAAUCUGUUAAAAUGAUGAAUGUUUAGUGUUACGUCUUUAUUCUGUAGUGUUCUGUACAGAUAUUACAUUAUCCUGUAGUUUACUGUAUUUCAACUCCAGUCAGGCUUUUUAGUCAGUCAUUGUUUCUAAUCUGAGCCUUUGUUUUUAAAAAAAAAUUCAAUGGGGGCCAUUACAGCAAGGCUAAACAGUGCAAGAACCACAGAAAACUAAACUUGUUUUCUCCCUAAAUCAUUCUAAAACUCCAGGAAGUCUGGGAGACUUGGUUCAGAAAUGCAGCCAAUGUUUUACAGAAGAGCAGUGUUUUCCUACAGCAAUGCCAGGUGAUGGUACCUGCAGUACAGUACAGUUCUCGUUCGUUCUACCCUUCCACCUCAGUGUGCCUGAGCAAGGAUCUUUUCCCCUCCUUAUUAAACCCCAGUGUUCCUGAAGAACAACUUCCCAGUAAACGUUGCCCCUCAUCUCUGAAAGUUCAUGAAUCCUAUCUCACCAUUUCUAAGAAGAAUCCAAAUAUAAGUCUUGAACCUGCCCAGUUUAUCAGAUUAGCUUGGGUCAGUUUUAAUUUCAGGUUUUUUUAAGUCUGUCUGUAUAAAAGGUAAGUUUAAAAAGUAUUGACACACAGAAAAAAGAUGUAGUUUAAGGUUCAGCUACAGAGGCUUUUGCUGCUUCACCUUAGUUGGAUUUCUGACUGUCAUUCACAUAGCUAAUGACACUCCUAGUAGUUUGUUGCUUUGCUUUUCUGGUGUGCAGCUGGUCCUCCCUUACGCUGAAUUUCAUGCUCAGAUGAGCGUUCUUUGAGUUUCUUUUAAAUUUUUUUUUUUUGAGAGAUGACUGACAUCUUUAGAGAGGUGACUGUUGCAGUUUUCACUUUUUCCUUGUGUGAAAGACAUGCAAGUAUGGUAUUUGUUAUUUAACCAUAUAGGUUAUCAUGAAUAUAAUUGAAUUUAUUAUGUAAAAUAGCAUUGCUAAUCUAAAGGGAUUUUCUAAUUGAAAUUUAGCAUAUCAGAAAGACUGGUGGGGAUUCACAGGAUUUAAUCACUUUUGAAUAUCCAUGACAACUUUAGCCUCAUUCUCGCUAAGAUAUUUUUUGCCUUUUGCUAUAUGAGAGACAAUUAGUGGUUUUAUGCAGCAUUAAUAGCAACAGGCCAUGCUGUCAGAUAUGUGAAAUUGUAUGUAUUUUAGAAUAUCUGCUGAUACUACGUUAGCAUAUUUUUAACUUGUUAUAGUAUGUAUACCUGGAAAAGGAGGGCUGUUUAACUCUUUACUUUGCAGGUGUUUACUUAAAGUAGGUAGACGCUUCUUCCCUGUGAGGGUGGUGAGGCCCUGGAACAGGCUGCCCAGAGAAGCUGUGGAUGCCCCAUCCCUGGAAGUGUUCAAGGCCAGGUUGGAUGGGGCUUGGAGCACCUGGUCUAGUGGAAGGUGCUCCUGCCCAUGGCAGGGGGGUUGGAACCAGAUGGUCUUUAAGGUCCUUUCCAACCCAAACCAUUCUAUGAUUAUAAGUACCGAGGAAAUUUUUACACUGAUUUAAAUCCGAAUUUGAGCACGAUAUGCAAAAUUCAGUUUUAAAUCAUUAUCUUGAAGUUGCUUGGAACUUUGAGUUGUACUUGAAAUGAGAGCAUUGUAAAAGAAACUUUAAUGAAAUAGCAGAUUUGUUAUGUGGGAGAGUUUAUAACUAAUCUUUAGUAUUAAGAGCUUGUGAAGUGUGACAUAAAAGCAGUAGACUAUAAAGAUGGGUGGGAUUUUACUUACAUCAUCUCCUCUGAGCCCUGUUCCCAGUGCAUAUUGUUGACUCUCUUCCAGAAAACGUACUUUAAUGUUGUAUACCCUGCUUCCAUAGUAGACAACCAAAACAUAUGGUUCAGCAUUUGAUUUCGUUGAACAAUCUCUAACCAAGAAUGUCUCAUCCUGUAUGACACAGAUUUGAAUUAUGGAUUGUAUGGUUAGUUCACAAAAAAGCCCCUGUAAGCUAUUCUGAACAGUUUCCAGACACUUCCUCCAAGAGUUUACAUCCCAGGUUUUGAGAUAAAUUGUACUUACAGUGUUUUCCAGUAACAGUGCCUUCUCUGCUUCAUGGCGAUCAUAAUCUCCAAUGUACCAUUCAUAUUUGUUUAAAUCCUUAAUUUUAAGACAGCAUAAUCAGUGUAUAGAAAUUAACCACAGCUGGCAGAAGCAAAAGGCAGUGCAAACAGAUUAUAUCUACUCUUCAUUUUUAGCAAAUUUAGCACAGUUUAUAAAAAUAAUUGCAAUGCGUCUAUAUCAAGACACCCUGUUAGGAAAUCUGAAUCAAAUUAGACAUGUAAAUUCUUAUCUGUGGUUUCAAGAACUCGUAUUGGUCUGUGUUCAUGGAUGCUCAAUACCCACAGCUUUCAGACCAUUUAACUUCUUGGAGAAAUACUUUCAGUAAACAGCAGUUGUUAUGUUAUAUGUGUGCCCUAUAGUGAUAAUGCAAUUUUCUAAAACCCGUCUCUUUAUGAAGCGAAGGGGUCUUUACCUUUUCAAUGGGUUGGGUAGGAGGUUGCAUUUCCCAUUCUAGAAGUGAAUGUUUUGAUUUGUUUCUGGGUGCUGUGUGUGGCGUCGGAGAUGGUGACCUCUUCACUGACAAAUUCUCUGCAUGUAACGUGGACCCUGUAAAAGUAAGUUCAGAAGGAAAAAAGCUGUAUUUUUAAAAUGGAAGUUAUAGUUUCAUUUUACCCUAUCACUUUUACUAAAUAAGUAUGAGAACAGCAUUUACAGCUUGGAAAUACAGUAUUGUGAUAUGAACCUUUAAAAUGAAGAGCUGUCAGUUAUGACUGGCCUUGCGCUAAUGCAGCACCAGUGCUUUCAGAUUCAUGCCCUAGGAGAUUUAACACAUUAGUUUCCUCAUGUUUUUCAACUGUCAUCACUCUGCCAGGUUCUUGAGCACAUAAGCAUGGCAAAAAAAUAUUCAAGAUAAGCUACUAGUAACAUAGCAAAUGCUAAAUAAAAUAAUAAAUAUGGGACUUUUGUAUUCUAGAAGUGUAACAGUUCAUUCUGUUCUUUCACCUUUUGUGUUGGAUUGGAGCUGUUGUUAUGUUGAAUCGUAUUAAAGCCCCUUGUCAUCCCAUUGCCAGCCAGCAUUGUUUCAUCCAAGCUGUUGAAAACUUAAAGGAUUCAGAUGCUGAUGAAUUUCAGUCAGCUCAGCGACUUGUUUCACUUAACGAAUUUAGGGCCAAGACGUGAGGUUGGUGUGGCAUUAAGGAGAAGAUGAAGGUGGUGGCUCCAGCUGCGUGUUCCAGCUCCGCGCUGCACUGCUGAGGAGGCAGCCGACUGAGAGAGCUUAGGUAGCUGAAAACCGUCCUCCCAAAGCAAAUGUGAUUACCGUCUGUAGAUUAGGGCUGCUGUUUCCCAGCUAGACCCAGCUCGCCAUGUCACUGGGGAGCUGUGUGGGUUCAGGGGAUGGGAUGGGAACGCAGAGUGUAGGGUAAUGUGGGAGGCUCGCGCUGAGCUCCAUGAGGAUGCAGCAGAAACAGCCUGGGAUAUGCAGUAGUGGACUUUCAGUGUAUACAUCAAAUGCACGUUGUAGGAGCACAGCAUGGGGGGAGAAUGGUUAAUUGAAGAUAAAAACCCAUCAUAUCCUGCUCUACAAAAGAAAGCAUUUUUGUUUGUUUCAUGCAAUGCCGGUGGGAGAAAUGACCAAGUGACUAUUGUUAGAGUAAAUGAGAAAAAUGUGGUUAUCAAUGGUUUGCAUCUUUUCCUUCUGGUUACUGUCACAAGAGACGGUAGUGUUUGCCAAAGCAGUAUUUCAUUACUUUUUAUCAAUUCUUCAUGCUUUAUCAGUUCAUUAUUUUUCUGUCCAUACAUCACGUAUGACAGAAUAUUGAAGAAAUUUGACUUGGGAGACAUUCUUUUACAGAAGAAUAGUAGUUUUCACUGUGUUUCACUGUUUCAUGCAUACAUGUACCAUGUUCUGGUUUAUAGCAGCAUUAUGUUUGUUUUUAAGAGAGUAAAAAACAUGCGCUGAUCUCAACACACAAACAGCUGUGGUCCAUUCAGGAAUUAAGUCACUGUUCAAAGGGUCUGUGACCAGACAUCUACACUGUGUUUCUGUAACCACUUUGAGUUGUCAAAGUGCAAGUAUGUCACUGUUCAGCUUAUUGCAUCCUGAUUUUGGCAUGUGUUCACAUUGCAUUUCUGGUGGCUAUCCCCAGAUAUUUUGUUUUUAAAAAGAGACCCCACAGCUAGGACCAUGUUUGCUUUGUGACUGGUGCUAUGUAUGUUCCGUAAUUUUUUUUCAGGUAUGUUUUAAACUGCGGGACAAGAAGUGGCAAAUGAUCUCGCAAUGCUCGUGGUCUGGGCCUGGUUAACAACAGCUCAACGAGAAAAUAAGAAGGUUUUAUAUUUUUUAAGAGGAAAACAUUGUUUUCAACAAUAAAAACUAAAACUAUCAGAGAGAAAUAUGUACUUACAUAGCGUAAAAAAGGAAAUUUGUAUAAAUUUAAUAAAAUUAGUAUUUCUUCUUUAAA